Arabidopsis arenosa is the source of this 2158-nucleotide messenger RNA. Lineage: Eukaryota; Viridiplantae; Streptophyta; Magnoliopsida; Brassicales; Brassicaceae. The record is from the annotation of a GenBank genome assembly.
ACAAAUCCUUCUUCUUCUUCCUCUCUCCUUCUCCGGCGACUUUUCUCAGUCUCUGGUCUCCCUAUAUCAGCGCUUUUAGCUGAUCCUCUCGCCGGCAUUUCUCUCUCUCUCUUUUUUAGUUAUGGAGAAAUUUGCGUCCGUAGCUGCUCUGUUACUGCUUCUUCUCUGUUUUCCGGUAGCUUUCUCCGGUCAUGAUUAUGGUCAAGCUCUUUCCAAGAGUCUUCUCUUCUUCGAAGCUCAGAGAUCUGGUGUUCUUCCUCGUAACCAGAGAGUCACUUGGCGCUCUCACUCCGGUCUCACCGACGGCAAAUCAAGCGGCGUGAAUCUGGUCGGAGGUUACUACGAUGCCGGAGACAAUGUGAAAUUCGGACUACCGAUGGCUUUCACGGUGACGAUGAUGGCGUGGAGUGUGAUUGAGUACGGGAAUCAGUUACAAGCCAACGGCGAGCUUGGAAACUCCAUUGACGCCAUUAAAUGGGGUACUGAUUAUUUCAUCAAAGCCCAUCCUGAGCCCAACGUCCUUUACGGCGAGGUUGGAGAUGGCAACACCGACCAUUACUGUUGGCAGAGACCGGAAGAAAUGACGACGGACCGUAAAGCUUACAGGAUAGAUCCGAGUAAUCCCGGGUCGGAUCUUGCCGGAGAAACAGCAGCCGCCAUGGCCGCCGCAUCAAUUGUUUUCCGCCGAUCUAACCCUGUUUACUCUAGGCUACUCCUCACUCACGCCUAUCAGUUGUUUGAUUUCGCCGACAAAUACAGAGGAAAAUACGACAGCAGUAUCACUGUUGCCCAGAAAUACUACCGAUCCGUCAGCGGUUACAAUGACGAGUUAUUGUGGGCAGCUGCGUGGCUAUACCAAGCCUCGAGCAAUCAGUUCUAUUUGGACUACUUGGGUCGCAACGGUGACGCCAUGGGUGGAACCGGUUGGUCUAUGACUGAGUUCGGUUGGGACGUUAAGUACGCUGGUGUUCAAACCCUUGUUGCCAAGUUUUUGAUGCAAGGCAAAGCAGGACGUCACGCGCCUGUGUUCAGGAAGUUUCAAGAGAAAGCUGAUUCCUUUAUGUGUUCCUUGUUGGGUAAAAGCUCGAGGAACAUUCAGAAGACACCUGGUGGUUUGAUUUUCAGACAACGUUGGAACAAUAUGCAGUUUGUCACUAGUGCUUCCUUCUUGACCACGGUUUACUCUGAUUACCUAACUUCUUCUCGAAGCAACUUGAGAUGUGCCGCUGGAAAUGUUGCUCCUUCGCAGCUUCUUUCCUUUGCUAAAUCUCAGGUGGAUUAUAUUCUUGGAGAUAACCCGAGAGCAACGAGCUACAUGGUUGGUUAUGGUAACAAUUUCCCUCAGAGAGUUCACCACAGAGGCUCUUCUAUUGUCUCUGUCAAGGUCGACCGUACAUUUGUCACAUGCCGAGGUGGAUAUGCCACGUGGUUCAGCCGUAAAGGCAGCGACCCGAACCUUCUCACUGGUGCUAUUGUAGGUGGUCCUGAUGCUUACGACAAUUUCGCUGACAGGAGAGAUAACUAUGAGCAGACUGAGCCUGCUACUUACAACAAUGCACCACUUCUUGGUGUUCUUGCUCGUCUCAGCAGUGGUCAUUCCGGUUAUAGCCAGUUUCUUCCAGUGGUUCCUGCUCCUGUUGUCCGAAGACCAAUGCCUAUUCGUAGACCGAAAGUGACUACUCCAGUCCGAGCUUCUGGUCCAGUGGCUAUAUUUCAGAAGAUAACUAGUUCAUGGGUCUCAAAGGGAAGGACUUACUACAGAUACUCAACAACUGUGAUUAACAAAUCUUCUAGACCUUUGAAAAGUCUCAACCUUUCGAUCAAGAAUCUCUACGGACCAAUCUGGGGACUCUCGAGAUCAGGCAAUUCCUUUGGCUUACCCUCAUGGAUGCACUUAUUGCCAUCCGGAAAAUCCCUAGAGUUCGUCUACAUUCACUCAACAACACCUGCAAAUAUCGCGGUAUCCAGCUACACUUUGGUUUGACCAGACAACAACAACAUCAAAGGAGAUCACAGUGUGUAUAGGUCGUGAUAAGAAGAAGAAGAAAGUCUUUGGGUUUUUUACCUCUGCUGGUUCGUCAAGAACGUUAAAAGGUUUAGUCUUUUAUCUUCAUUUUUACUUUUGGGUUUCUCUGGUGAAUAUAAAAAAAGGGGUUGA